AUGUCGGUCAGAAACUUGACGAGCGGAACAAGUGAAGCUUCUGGGCAAGGUUCGUCAUCGUCACCGCCGGAUGGAGACAUGGAACGGUCAAGAAAUGGCAGAUCAAGUAGUGACGUUAAGAAUCCGUUUUCCGACUACUCCGCAGCUGAAGAAGAGGAUGAACCACGGGUUUAUACGUCUCAAAGCGGUAGCGAUGCGUCCCUGAUUGAACACGCACAGGAUAAGAGUGGUGAAAUCGCCGCGGGAGCAGCGAUUUCGGACUACAAGGGCUAUUAUUCUCGGAAUGGAGGCGCAAGACGCGGUAGCAGGCAGGGCCACCUGCGAGUUCCGGCGGCGUUACCUUCAAGCAGCACUCUCAGUUCGAAUGCCGGAAUCUCAAACAACGACAUUAUGUCUCCACCCGCGUUCGACCGUUACCCACUUGUCGGGUCACGUGUUGCUUCGAUGGCCGCAGUAAACCCACAUAUACAAGGUGCGUCGGGUACGUCAGGAACUCCCGUUGGUGCCUCCACGGCAGCGGACCAAGACAGGUCAGCAUUACCUCAUAACAACUCAUCGUCAUCGAUAUCGUCUUCAAAUCCAUUUUUGAGCGACCAAGAUUUUUCACCUUUUGGUGGGUAUCCUGCAACUUCUUUCCCGCUUCUUAUGGAUGAAAAAGAGGAUGAUGAUUAUUUGCACAAUCCUGAUCCUGAGGAAGAGGCGCGGCUUGAUCGCAAGAGAUUUGCACUCGAUUUCAAGCACAUGGACAAACGGUCCAUAGGUGGACUGCUGGGGUUCUUGUUACUGUUCUUGGGAGGUGUGGCCGUUUUUGUCGUUUUGCCAGUUAUUACCUACACAGGUGCUACUGACCACGGAAGAGCUUCGGUGGUCCCACUAUUGACUUUGUACCAGUAUCCCCAACUUUCUGCUAUCAGAACAAAACUAGUGGAUCCCGACACUCCGUCGAAUGCGCAAACACGUGUUGCAAGAGACGGUUCCAAAUGGCCAUUAGUAUUUUCAGAUGAAUUCAAUGCAGAGGGAAGAACUUUCUACGAAGGCGAUGAUCAAUUCUGGACUGCCGUGGAUAUUAACUAUGCAUCCACUAAUGAUUUGGAAUGGUAUACUCCAGACGCAGUAACUACCACGGAAGGUGCAGCUCGUCUGAGGAUGGAUGCCUACAAGAAUCACGAUCUUUUCUACCGGUCUGGUAUGUUGCAAAGCUGGAAUAAAAUGUGUUUUACCCAAGGUAUCCUAGAAAUUUCCGCGAAUUUGCCCAAUUAUGGACGUGUGACAGGUUUGUGGCCCGGUAUGUGGACUUUGGGGAAUUUAGGGAGACCCGGUUACAGAGCGAGUACUGAAGGUGUUUGGCCUUAUUCUUAUGAGGCUUGUGACGCUGGCAUCACUCCAAACCAAAGCUCUUCGGACGGUAUCUCGUAUUUACCUGGUCAAAAGUUGAGCAUUUGCACUUGUGAUGGUGAAGAUCAUCCUAAUCAAGGUGUCGGUAGAGGGGCCUCUGAAAUCGAUGUCAUUGAAGCGGAAGCCGAUACUAAAUUGGGGGUCGGUUUGGCCUCUCAAUCGCUACAAAUCGCUCCUUUUGAUAUCUGGUAUAUUCCUGACUACGAAUUUUUAGAAAUUCACAAUCAGUCAACUACAGUGGUUAACACCUACUGUGGUGGUCCAAUCCAACAAGCCGUGUCUGCAGUGACAACUUUGAACACAACCUGGUACGAAUAUGGUCCCGACGCAGGCUACUUCCAAAAAUAUUCGUUUGAAUAUCUCAACGAUCGUGACACGGGUUACAUCCAAUGGUACGUGGGUGACAAUCCGACUUUCACUAUAAAUGCCAUGGCUUUGCAUCCCAACGGUAACGUUGACUGGAGAUACAUUAGCCGAGAACCAAUGUCUGUGGUUAUGAAUUUGGGUUUAUCUAACAGUUGGGCCUACAUUGAUUGGGCUGCCAUUUAUUUCCCCGUGACGAUGAGUAUUGACUAUGUGAGAGUUUACCAACCGAGCAACAAUCAAAGCAUAACAUGUGAUCCUGAAAACUAUCCAACAUAUGACUACAUUCAAAAACAUCUAAAUGCUUAUCAAGACGCCAAUUUGACGUCUUGGGAGGAAGCAGGCUACACUUUUCCUAAGAACGUACUUACUGGAAACUGCAAAAGCUCCAAGUUUUCGUUUUAG
Molecule: messenger RNA, 2163 nt
Organism: Lachancea mirantina
Lineage: Eukaryota; Fungi; Ascomycota; Saccharomycetes; Saccharomycetales; Saccharomycetaceae
Source: the annotation of a GenBank genome assembly